AUGAAGAGAAUAAAUGAAAAAGGAAUUGGUGAUAUCAUUAAUGUCAGCGAUGUAAUGAUGAAAAGAAAUUUUGACUCAUUAUUUACAAAACCGAAAACAGAAUAUAGUCUUUAUGACGUAAUUACCGAAUUAAUGAAAAAGAUUAAUGAUAAUAAGAGUUCUGGCGGAAGAGUUGAAUUAGAAGUGAAUGAUGUUAAUGAGAAAUUAGCCGAAAAAGCAAACAAAAAUGAGCUUUUAGCUCUGAGUGAUAAAGUCAAGAACCACGUUCAUUAUAUAACUUCAGACGAACAGAUUAUAACGGACUACCAUGGAUAUUUAACACGAAGUGAUGAAGUGAAGACGGAAGACCCCAAUGAAAGAAGAUAUAAAUACAUUCGUGCUAAAGGUUAUGACAUAAGCUGUACUGUACAGUAUGACACGGGUAAAGCACCAGAAGCAUUUAGUUAUAACGAUGAAAUUUAUGCCUCUACUUUCUCUGUUAAAGGUGUAUUAGUUGAACCAAGAUUUACUUUGAGAGUUAAGUCAAAAAUAACGUUUGAAGAUGCUAUUAAAAGUAAAGCUGACAAAGUUGAACUCGAAGCAAUGAACAAAGUUUUGAAAUCUCAUAAACACAACAUCUCCGAUAUAAAUGAACUUCAAGCUACAUUAGACAGUAAAGCCGACAAGAACCAUACACAUAAAUCCUUCACUACUGUUAGAGCAGACGACAUAAUAUUGAACUUUGACCUUGGUUCAAAUGCACCAUUAGAAAAUCCAAGUACAAGCGUAAAAGAUACUCUUAACAAUUUAGAUAACAGUUGCAGGAAUAUCGAAGAUCAUGCCAGAAACUUUGAAGCACAUGAACUACCAGCAAUGUUAGAUAAGAAAGCAGACAAAAACCAUACACAUAAAUCCUUCACUACUGUUAGAGCAGACGACAUAAUAUUGAACUUUGACCUUGGUUCAAAUGCACCAUUAGAAAAUCCAAGUACAAGCGUAAAAGAUACUCUUAACAAUUUAGAUAACAGUUGCAGGAAUAUCGAAGAUCAUGCCAGAAACUUUGAAGCACAUGAACUACCAGCAAUGUUAGAUAAGAAAGCAGACAAAAACCAUACACAUAAAUCCUUCACUACUGUUAGAGCAGACGACAUAAUAUUGAACUUUGACCUUGGUUCAAAUGCACCAUUAGAAAAUCCAAGUACAAGCGUAAAAGAUACUCUUAACAAUUUAGAUAACAGUUGCAGGAAUAUCGAAGAUCAUGCCAGAAACUUUGAAGCACAUGAACUACCAACAAUGUUAGAUAAGAAAGCAGACAAAACAGAGCUUCAAACAUUAAAGACUGAAAUACUUCAAACAUUAUAUCCUGUUGGUUCUUUAUAUACGUCAAUGAACUCAACAAAUCCGGCAAGUGUUUUAGGUUUUGGUACGUGGGAACAGAUUGUAGAUAAAUUCCUCUAUUGUGCGAACUCUUCAAAGCAAACAGGUGGUUCGAAGAAAAUUAAAGAAGCAAACCUUCCACCGCACACUCAUACAGGAACUACAAACACAAAGGUAGUCAUUCACAUUCAAUAA
Molecule: messenger RNA, 1551 nt
Organism: Trichomonas vaginalis G3
Lineage: Eukaryota; Parabasalia; Trichomonadida; Trichomonadidae
Product: keratin-associated protein family
Exons: 1
Coding region: 1-1551 (516 amino acids)
Source: RefSeq, a predicted model, not a curated record